Messenger RNA from Antechinus flavipes (yellow-footed antechinus), 4679 nucleotides. RefSeq names its product ferredoxin-fold anticodon binding domain containing 1 (gene FDXACB1). The record is from RefSeq and is a predicted model, not a curated record. Gene Ontology annotation, molecular function: rRNA (uridine-N3-)-methyltransferase activity. Bases 5 to 1882 code for a protein of 625 amino acids. The transcript has 5 exons. Gene Ontology annotation, biological process: rRNA base methylation. Gene Ontology annotation, cellular component: cytoplasm. NCBI's taxonomy places the organism in Eukaryota, Metazoa, Chordata, Mammalia, Dasyuromorphia, Dasyuridae.
CACCAUGGUCGCUCGCCGCCUCCUAUUGGUUGGAGAGGGAAAUUUCUCCUUCGCCGCCGCCUUGAGCGAGAAUCAAGGGCCCGGCACAAGUCUCAUAGCCACUUGUCCCCAGGAACUCACGGACUUGGCGGGGGACUCGGUGUUUCAGGAGAACCUACAACGCCUGCGCGACCGAGGUGCUGAGGUGCGCUUUGGGGUGGACUGUACCCAGUUGGCAGAAGUCUUUGCAGAGGAUGGCUGGAAGUUUGAUCGCAUUUAUUUCAACUUCCCGCACUGUGGGCGCAAAGCUGGGGUGGCCAAGAACAGGGAGCUACUUGCCAGGUUUUUCCAGAGCUGUGCUGAUGUCCUUGCAGAAAGAGGGGAGGUUCAUGUGGCAUUAUGCAGAGGACAAGGAGGAACUCCUGUUGAUUAUCCCAGGAGAGAAUGGCAUAAUAGUUGGCAAGUAGUAGCUAUGGCAGCUAGAGGAGGACUCAUCUUGAGCAAUGUUCAUCCUUUCAUUUCUGGGACUGUGCCAGGGUACAAGUGCACUGGGUACAGGAGUCAGAACAAGUCCUUCCAUGUUGAAGGUGCUUUGAAUCAUGUCUUUACCCGGAGUUUACCUUUUGAAGAAUCCCAGCCCAUGAUCUGCAGAGUUAGAUUGGAUGACCAUUGGCUUUUCUUCACUGUACCAGAAGCAUUAGUAGGGAAGAUAAACAGAGGUUUCCUUGAAACAAAUUCAAAUCAUCCUGUCAGGACCAUAAAUGAAAAGCUGAUUGCUGAGCUCAGUAAAACUUUUUUACUUUGGAGACUGAAAUGCCCCACUCCUUUGCUUCCAGAGAAAGGCUGUGAUAAUCUCAUUGCCUGGAGCUUUGAUUCUCCAUCAGCUCCUUUUUGGAUCAUUCCCCAAAAAGAGAAAAUUCCACAUUCUGAGUUGUUGGCUGAUGAAACAACAUGUGACAUGAAGGAAUUUCUGGUGUCAUUUUCAAGGCUUCAUCUUCAGAAAGACCCUGAGUGGAAAGGGGAACAAGAGACCCAAAAGAAAAUUCAAAGCCCAACAAAGUUCCAUCUCAGAUCUUCCCUCCUAGUUUAUGCACAGGAUAUUAUCCAAAGACCAUCCUUUCUCCCAGGAUCUCUGCACAUCCUCAGUGGUCCUGUUUUUAGGAAAUGCUUUAUUUCACCUUUCAUGCUGCCAGCAUUUCAUGAGACUUUAUUUAUUCAUGGAUUUAAUAAAGAAAUGAGUGAUUCCUGUCUUCAGUUAUUCUUGGAACACCUGAAAUGCACUCUACAUGGUCUUCUCACACAGAGGUUGCCAGAUGGCCCUGAAUUGAGCAACUCUCUGAUAUUUAAACCUCAGGAAAAUAAAAAAGAUUAUUUGAUCUGUGUGAAGCCUCACAAUUUUGGUCCAGAUGAAAUUGUGGAUCUGGUUAUUGGGUCUAUCAUAACAUCUGCUACAAGCCAGGUGUACCAAGACUUGGAUUUUGUAUUUGCAUCUUUGAACUUAGAUCUUUUAGUCAUGCUGGUAUGGGGGAUCUCUGACUGGAGAAUUUUAUGGACCUUCGAUGAACGUUUUCUAGAUCAUUUUGUUCCAGGGAAAAUAGAACCCUUUAAGAUUUUUUCCCUCUAUCCUCCAUCUUAUGUACAUGAUAUUAGUUUUUGGCUAGAUGAGGAGAGGGGAUUUGAUGAAGUAGAGUUUCACACUGUGGCUCGAGCUGUAUCUCAAGAUAUGAUCACAUCUAUACAGCUCCUUAAUCAUUUCCAGCACCCACAAACUGGACGGGUCAGCCUUUGCUAUAGACUGACCUAUCAGACUUGUGACAGAGCUCUAAGUCAUCAGCAGGCAACAGUGAUUCAAAAUCGAUUUAGGAAUGAGAUACAGCGAUGUUUACAUGUGACAUUGAGGUAGCUUUGUGGAAUUAAGUGAUUUUCAAGUGUUGGCAUGAAUGAAAAGAACAAUAUGUGUUUUUUCCACACCAAAGACUUUCUCAGUUUCUGACUAAUAAUUAUUUUACUGAGCCACUCACAUUUCAGCCUUCUGUGUUCUAAUUUCUGUCUCUUUCAUUUGAUUGAAAAUGCUGUCUCCAAGAUUCUCACAAACUCAUAGCUCCCUUUUCAGUCAUCAUCAUUAUUCUUCACUUUUCUUUAGCUUUUUAUACUGCUGACUUCUCCCUUUUUCGAAGCACUCUGUCUGUUUUUCUGAUAUUGCUUUCUCCUGAUUCCACCUAUUUUACUAAUUUUUUUUCAGUCUUUUUUGUUGCAGCAAAACCAUGUUCUGUUCAUUUUGUAUAUGCCCCAGUCCUAUUUCUGGGCACUCUUUUUUUUCUCUUUGUAUAUAUUGUCUUAAUGACUGAACCAGCCCUUAUGUUUUAAGUUAUCAUCUUUUUGUCAAUUACUCUUAAAUUUAUAUAUACCAUCUCUUUUCCUUGGCCUGCUUCCUUGAAAUAUUUUCAUUUCCCUAUUCCAUAGUAUCUUGAAUUCAAAAAUUCCAAAUCAGAAAUCAUUUCCCCCCAAAAAAAGCUCAUUCUUUUUUCAAAAUCCCUAUCCUUUCUUUCUACUUCCAUUAUGCUUUAUUUUUCAUCUCAACAAGUCAGCACUAUUUAAAAAUAUAUUUUCAUUGAUAAUUUUUUUUAAUAACACCAUAAUUUUCCCAGUAUCCCACUACACAUCUCAGAGUCAUCCUGAAUAACAAAUGUUUUAUAAAGAAAAAAAGGAAGAAAAAAAAUCAAGAUUAAUCAAUACAUUCAAAAAGUUUGAAAAUAUAUGCAAUUUACCACAACCCUAUGAGAGGAAUAGAGUGAGAGUGUCUUCUUAUUUGUCAAUUUUGGGGUCAUGUUUAUUCUUUGUAAUUUUGCGGCUUUCUCUUCUGAUUGCUUUCUGAUUGUGCUUUACAUUUACAUUGUUCUUGUUAUGCUGCUAUGGACUACUCUAACCUGGUAGCUCCCCUUUGAGCUACUCUUAAUGCCCCUCCGUUGAAGGCACAGCUAGGCCAUACUUACCCAUAUUCGGGCACCAACCCGGAUCCCAUAGAGACAGAUCACCAGGAGGUAGGGGUGAAGCGAAAGAGAACUUAAUUCUUAGAUAGCACAUAUUUAUAUCCCACUGAGGAUCGGGAGAAAGGGGAAGUCCUCUAGGAAUCUGGCAUAAUGGGAUUGGCCUGAGAAGAGGGAGGGAGGUGUGCUAGGCUUUGAGAGCACUAAGAAAGGAGAUAUGUGGUACCUGGGAUCAGACACAGUCUCUUGGGCUAAGCCCACCUCCACAUAGGACUGGCCUGUGCCUCAGUACCUCUCAUUCCUCAGAUGCCUUGAACUCCCACAUGCCUUGAACUGCAUUCCUUGCUUCUAGAGGCUUUUUAAUCCUUACAGUUGUAAUCAAUGCUAUUUUGUUUUCUUGGUUCUGCUUGUUUCAUACGGCAUCAAAUUGUGUCUGUAUUUCUUUGUAUUCAUCUUAUUUGUCUUUUCUUCCUGUAGUUAUAUUCCUUUACAUUAUGUAUUUCUUUAGCCACUUCCCAUUUGAUGGAUAUGUAUUUUAUUUCCAAUUCUUUGCUACUACAGAAAGUGCUGUUAUAAAUAUUUUCUUGUAUAUGGGGACUUCUUUUUUUUUUUUUUAAAUAAUAGCUUUAUUUUCAAAAUACAGGCAAAGAUAGUUUUCAACAUUCAACCUUGCAAAACCUUGUGUUCCAAACUUUUCUUCCUCCUUUGCCCUCACCCUCUCCCCUAGACAGCAAGUAAUCCAAUAUAGGUUAGAGACAUGUGUGAUUCUUCUAAACUUUAUAUUUCCACAUCAUGCUGUAUAAGAAAAAUCAGAUCAAAAAGGAAAAAAAAAUAGAAAAAAGCAAGAAAACAACAAUUAAAAAGAUGAAAAUACUAUGUUAUGAUGCACAUUCAGACCCCAUAAUCGCUUUCUGGACGCAGAUGACUCCAUUACAAAUCUUGGAAUUGGCCUGAAUUAUCUCAUUGUUGAAAAAGCCAAAUCCAUCACAGUUGAUAAUCACAUAAUAAUCUUGUUUCUGUGUACAAUGUUCUCUUGGGUCUACUCACUUCAUUUAGCAUAUAAGUCUUUCCAGGCCUCUCUGAAAUCAUCCUGCUGAUGGUUUCUUACAGAACAAUAAUAUUCCAUAAUAUUCAUAUACCCUAACUUAUUCAGCCAUUCCCAAACUGACAGAUAUCCACUCAAUUUCCAGUUCCUUGCCACCACAAAAAGGGCUGCUGCAAACAAUUUUGCACAUUUGGAUUAAAGUUUUAUACACCUUUGGGCAUAGUCUCAAAUUGUUCUCCAGAAUGGUUGGAUCUGUUCACAACUCCACCAAUAAUGUAUUAGUGUCUCACUUUUCCCUAUCCCCUCCAACAUUUAUCAUUAUCUUUUCCUGUCAUCUUAGCCAAUCUAAGAGGUGUAAAGGGGUACCUCAGAGUUAUCUUAAUUUACAUUUCCCAUAGUGAUUUAGAGCAUUUUUUCAUAUGACUAGAAAUGUCUGAAAUUAUCUGAAAAUUGUCUAUUCAUAUCCUUUAUCAAUUGGAAAAUGGUUUGUAUUCUUAUAAAUUUGAGUCAAUUCUCUAUAUAUUUUAGAAAUAAGUCUUUUAACAGAAAACUUGGAUGUAAAAUUUUUCGCCUUUUUUCUGCUUCCCUUCUGAUCUUGGUUGUAUUCAUUUUGUCUGUACAAAAUCUUUUUAAUUUAGUAUAAUAAAAAUUAUCCAUUUUGCAUUUCA